Molecule: messenger RNA, 1506 nt
Organism: Tremella mesenterica DSM 1558
Lineage: Eukaryota; Fungi; Basidiomycota; Tremellomycetes; Tremellales; Tremellaceae
Exons: 2
Coding region: 1-1506 (501 amino acids)
Source: RefSeq, a predicted model, not a curated record
AUGGCAAUCUUCAUGCGUCCCAACCAUCCAGCUAUUCACACUACUCAUCUAGGUCUUUCACCUCAUUUCUCCCCUUUAUCACCCACAUCCCCCUUAUCCCCACUUUCCUUCUAUCCUAAUAUUCUUUCUCCCUCCGGAGAGCUAAAGGGACUAGGUGGACUGGGUAAUUUUGACGGACCGGGUCUAACCCCUGUCUCCCCCAUUUCUCCCCUCUCGCCCAUCUCCGGGGAGAAUUCUCCAAUCUCGGGGAAAGAUUCCAAGAAUAAUUCGGUGAAGAAUGUGGCAUUGAAGAAAACGAAUAUCAAACCUACCGCUGUUUUGGAAGAACCGAAAGUUUCUUACGCCAUGUUGAGGGCACAUCACGCGACGGCUUGUAAGUAUGUGAUUGCAAAGUUGAGGUGGGAACAGACGCAUAAUGAAUACAUCCCAGGAGAAGACGCAUGGCACAAUCAUAAUCGUAUGAUUCACAAAUUAGAAGAAGAAUUACACAAUUGUGAACAAGCAAUGUCACUUGAUAUCUUCCCAAACGUUCAUAUACCCGUUUCUUUCCCAAAACUUCAUGGACCACCAACCAAAGAAGAACAUGAAAAGAAAAUAGAAGAAGAAAAAGCUAAAAUAAAAGAACGUGAUGCUAAAUUAGAUGAACAAUUCCCGUUCUUGAAAAAACUUUUCAUAGGUCCACGAACUAAAGAACAAGCUAAGAAAGAUAAAUAUCUACGUGAACAAUUAGCUGAAGGUGAUUUUGAAGAUUUGAGCGCUUUGUUACCUAGUGAGAAUUUGAAGUUGUUAGCUGAAAUGGGUAAUAAGAAACCUGUCAAAAGAAGCUUUGAAGGGUUAAGGAUGGAGAGGGAAAGGAAGAACAUUUUGGAAAAUUUGAAGAAAGAAGGAAUGGAAAUUCCUCCUGAAUUGAUCAAAGAGGUAGAAAGGGAUAUUCAAAAAGCUAAAUUGGCAGAGAAAGAAAAAGAGAAACUUGAUAAAUUGAAAGGUGUAAAACCUAAAGUAUCAGAUCAAGAUAAAGAGAAGGAAAAAGAUAAGGAGAAGGAAAAGGAGAAAGUCAAAGGAGAAGUAGUUGUUCCGAGAAGAAUUUCAAAACAAAUCGGACCAGUUACUAAAAGUCAAGCUGAGAACCCUGUGGAACAAAUUCAUGGUCCGAAGACAAAGGCGGAAGCUGCAUUGGCUGUACAGAAAGAACAGAGACAGGUCAUUCUGACUUGGUUGAAGAAACCAUGGGGACAGUAUGAUCCCGAAGCGGCGGAAUACAUGGCUAAAUUGGGAAACGUGGCUUUGAACAGGAUGAAGGAAGGUGGAACGAGGAGAGAAUCGGUGAACAAGUCUGUAGAUGGGGAUAAGGGGGACAAGAUAGUCAAGGGGAAAGAGGAGAAAGAUGUCAAGGUGGUCAAGGAGGUUGAGGAGAAGGUUAAGGAUGGUAAGGAAGACAAGGUGGACAAGGGUAAAGAAGAGAAGAAAGUGGCGAGAGUGGAAGAGGAGAAAGAGGAAGAGGUUUAG